This is a messenger RNA of Lathyrus oleraceus (garden pea), 1291 nucleotides long. RefSeq names its product protein NETWORKED 1A. The record is from RefSeq and is a predicted model, not a curated record. The coding region runs from base 129 to 1034 and encodes 301 amino acids. The transcript is spliced from 2 exons. Gene Ontology annotation, molecular function: actin binding. Lineage: Eukaryota; Viridiplantae; Streptophyta; Magnoliopsida; Fabales; Fabaceae.
CUUGGUUAUAUGCCAGCCAGUACCUUGAUUUUCAAUUUCUUUACUUGCUUUCUUUACACUUCACCUAGUUGUCUCCUUUGGGUUUUUUGAUAAAUUUAUUUUUGAUUAGGUAAUGAAUAAUCACAUCAAUGUUGAUGGAGAAUAAAGAUGGUGAAUCAUGGAGUUCUGCUCCUAUCUACAAGUCUCAAUGGCUUCAAACAACCAUAUCAGAUUUGGAUGAGAAAUUGGGAGCCAUGACGACUAUUUUAGAAGAUUGCAAUUCUCCAAACCAAGAACAUGUGUACUGCAAAUGGAGAGAAGACCUCUUACAUAUGCUUGAAGAAUUUGGCCGAUCAUACCGUGUUUUAGCCUUAGCUUAUAACCAACUAAAGUCUAAAACAUCUCAGGGUUCCUUUCAUUCAGGAUCUUUAUCAUCUUCUGCUACAUCAAAAACUAUGCGUGCAAGCUGCACCAGAAGAGCAACAGGUAACUUGGAGAAUAAGAAACUCGAAAAGGGUUAUAAGAGCCAUAUGAAAUCUCUUUUGAACCAUUCCAAUGUCAAAUCUAAUGGCACUAAUCUGGAUUUUAUGUUAAAGAAGCAAGAAGAUGAUGUAUUCCCAUCACCUGACCCUUGCAGCCUGAAACUAGAAUCAGAAGUUGAGUGCUUUGACAUUCAACUUGAAGACAGAAUGACAGAUUUUUCCACCAAUGAAAAUAUUUUAAUGAAAAUUGAGGAUUUGGAAUUAAAACACGGAACUGAAGAUUCAUUAAUAAUCAGUUCUGAAUUUGAAAGUAUGUGGCCGGCAUUGAAGUAUCAGAUGACAAAGCUUACAGAUGAUAAUCUGCACCACUUAGAAGAGUUGGUCCAAAGAAAUGAUGAAAAGAGGGAAACCAUUAGAAGGCUUCAGUUAGAGGUGGAAACUUUGAAGCACGAGAACCAAGCCCUCCAGAAUUCGUCAAGGAACUCCAAUGCUGAUUCAGAAUGCAGCCAAUCACAAAUAUCAAGACCAGGAAGAAAAUCUGCGAGCAAGCUCUUCAGAGGUUGCUCUCCAUGAUAUCUUGUAGACUUGACAUUCUAACAGUAUUGUGCUGGGGAUAAUUCUGGAAGAAUUUUGCUAUUAAAUGCUUGUUUGUAUAGCAAGCAAGUGAGCACUUGUAGAAGUCGCAGCCUAGGCACAGUAAGUAACCAUUUGUAAUAUUUGCACCUGGGUUUUAUUGUACUUUUGCAGUAGAGCAAUAACAUCAUGUAUUUGAACUGAGAAUAAGUGAUCUAAAAGCCCAGCUGAAAAUCUAUUCAUUGUUCUUACUGGAA